CUCAAUUCGAAUCCCCCAGCCUCACCCUACUCAACCCCAUGCAAUAACCACACACAGAGAAAAAAAAAGAAGAUGUCCCUCUUCACCAAAACGAUCCACAUUACCGCCAACCCACCCCCCCGCACCCUCGCCGACAGCAAACUCAUCCUCUCCGCCCUGCAGAAAUUCGGUGAAGUCGUGACAUUUCGCAAUCUGAAGUACGAAGUAACAAACACCACUCCCCGUCCUGAAAGCCACACCCUCAUCGCCAUCUACGAGGCGACCUCCGCUGCCUCGGCUGCGAUUGCGGCCUCACCUUUACAUAUACCCCUGCCUGUACCUGUAUCUGCACCUUCUAGGGAGACGGGGUUUGGCACGAAACCGCAACAGCAGGGAGGAAUACAACAAAUCCACCCCCGCGAACAAGAACCCCACCAAUCACCACCACCACCACCGAAAUACUAUACCCCCCUUCCCCUUGCGCAAUCAUCCACAAAAUCACCACCACCAGGAGCAGCAGCAACAGCAGGCAGCACCAUGCAAUGCACCCUCACCGCCUCACGCACCAACCACACCGCCGCCAUCCGCAAGAAUCCCUGGCACGCGGGCUUCGAGAUCGAGCGUCAGAGCCAUCCGUACAUGUACGAGGACCUCGUGAAGGCGGGAAUCCCUUUGGCGGAGUUGGCUGAUGGGCCGGCGCGGCGGAAGGGGGUCGUGGCACAUGGGCGGCGGCAGAAGGUGGAGCGGGAGACGGAGAAGUGGGGGGCGGGGAGUUUGAUGGGGAUGUAUCGGGGGAGGGCUGCGCGGACGGGGGGGACAGGUGUCUGA
This is a messenger RNA of Aspergillus saccharolyticus JOP 1030-1, 807 nucleotides long. RefSeq lists its product as uncharacterized. The transcript is spliced from 2 exons. The record is from RefSeq and is a predicted model, not a curated record. NCBI's taxonomy places the organism in Eukaryota, Fungi, Ascomycota, Eurotiomycetes, Eurotiales, Aspergillaceae. Bases 73 to 807 code for a protein of 244 amino acids.